Messenger RNA from Glycine soja, 1770 nucleotides. Its product is annotated as ethylene-responsive transcription factor ABI4-like. Bases 176 to 1177 code for a protein of 333 amino acids. The record is from RefSeq and is a predicted model, not a curated record. Lineage: Eukaryota; Viridiplantae; Streptophyta; Magnoliopsida; Fabales; Fabaceae. Gene Ontology annotation, cellular component: nucleus. Gene Ontology annotation, biological process: positive regulation of DNA-templated transcription; response to stress. The transcript has a single exon. Gene Ontology annotation, molecular function: DNA-binding transcription factor activity; transcription cis-regulatory region binding.
UACACCGCCCUAUUCCACCAUUGACAGAGAUGACAUCGAAACCCCUUCCCACCAGAGCCUAAUCAACAUCAACACUGACUCAACAACGAGCUUCCCAACAACAAGCGUCUCCAUCUAUCUUUCUCCCUCUAAUCUAAUUCAGAUAAUUAUAAACCAAACUGGGCCCAACCAACCAAUGGCCUCUCUCCAACCUCAACCCCAAGAAACCAAACCCACCGCCACCACCACCACUGAAACCACUCCCAGCGAAACAUCUAACAGUAACACCAACAACAAAAUCAGUAGUCGUAAGUGCAAAGGUAAAGGUGGCCCCGACAACAACAAAUUUAGGUACCGCGGCGUCAGACAACGAAGCUGGGGCAAAUGGGUCGCCGAGAUCCGCGAGCCACGCAAGCGAACUCGUAAGUGGCUUGGAACCUUCGCCACCGCCGAGGACGCCGCCAGAGCCUACGACCGCGCCGCCAUCAUCCUCUACGGUUCCAGGGCACAGCUUAACCUCCAACCCUCCGGUUCCUCUUCUCAAUCUUCCUCUUCUCGCUCCUCUUCCUCUUCCACCCAAACCCUAAGACCCUUGCUUCCUCGCCCUUCAGGUUUUUCUGUCAAUUUUCCAUUUAACACCGCUACCGUGCCUUACCCUUAUAACAAUAGUCACAAUUACACUUACUCCCCACCGGUUCUGUGCCCUAAUGAUAAUCACAAUAAUAAUAUAGUGCAAGUUCAUCAUCCUCAUCACCAUCGUUGUCCCGAGGAAUUGGUGCAAGUGCAAGUGGCACAUACUCUAUCAACAUCGUACCAACAUAAUUCGGAAUCCGAUGUGGGUUUAGGUGUGAAUAAUAAUGUUUUUGUUGUUGAUGGUUCUAUUAGAUCAACCUCGUACCAAAGGCAUGGUUUUCUGGAUAGUAAUAAUAAUCAUGUGCAUGUGCAAGUGCAACAUGGGGUUUUGUCGAAUCAACAGCAACAGCAACAUCAGAAUGGCGUGGUGGUGGAGGGAGUGAAUAAUUCCCCCGUUGUGGGUUCGGUUGCGUCUGCUAUGGAUGCUUCUUCGGUGGAUCCGGAUCUGGCGUUGGUGGGGACAGUGGGGCUUGGAUCUUCUUCGCCGUUUUGGUCCAUGGCGAACGAGGAUGACUACACUGGUAGUUUAUGGGAUUAUAAUGAUCCUUUCUUCUUUGAUCUUUAAAGAAAUUUGAGUUUGAAAUUGCUUGAUUAAUUAAUUAGAAUUAUAACAUAUGUUUGUUCAAGUUAAUUAUAUCGUUCGAUUGGUUUGAACUUAUAGUAUUAGUUCAUCGUGAUGGAAGAGGAUCACAUAUAGAUUGAUCGAUGCUGUUGUGAAUAAAAUGCUGGGUAGACUACGACGCUGAAAGAUUAGUGCUUGUUAGUAUUAAUUGUUAAUUGUGGAUAAUAAGCGUAGUAGAAUUAAAUAAAAUCAUUUUCAUGGUUGAGAUUUAGUGCUGUUGUAAAAUACUAAUUAACUGCAGUGCAAAUACAUUUUGCUGCUGGUGAUUGGGAAGCAAAUCAACGAUGAAGUUAUGUAUCUUGCCAGAUUAUGCGGUAAGCCCUUUCUAUUAUUUGGACUUCAUCAAUUCAAUGUAUGUGUAAGUUAUAUGCACUGAUCAGUGAUGUUUAAAUGUAAAUGUACGUAGUCAUUGUUCUCUUGGAUCAAAUAAUUCGGAGGUUUUCAUGGAGUUUUAACUGUGAAACCAGAAGUUGAGAAAUUGAAUGAUUGGAAAAAAGCUGUAUUAUUUUUUUUGGGUUGAUUAAUAUUGUUCUUAA